Molecule: messenger RNA, 2718 nt
Organism: Macroventuria anomochaeta
Lineage: Eukaryota; Fungi; Ascomycota; Dothideomycetes; Pleosporales; Didymellaceae
Exons: 2
Coding region: 480-2495 (671 amino acids)
Biological process (GO): very long-chain fatty acid biosynthetic process; sphingolipid biosynthetic process; fatty acid elongation, monounsaturated fatty acid
Cellular component (GO): endoplasmic reticulum membrane
Molecular function (GO): fatty acid elongase activity
Source: RefSeq, a predicted model, not a curated record
CCACAAGUCCGAAAGACGAGUGCCACAUUCGUGCAGGGCCCCAGUGUGUUCGUGCUCCUGACUGAGCUUUGGGUAUAUCUGCGCGCACCCGCUGUUUGCCGUCCUGAGUGACUUGAAAACGGGUAAGUACGCACGCGUGCCAACAAACAAGAAACCGCACAACGUGUGGAGGCAUCCAGAGCAUCCAGAUUCUCAGAAUCCAGCCGCUGUGAUUCGACUCUAGCGUCAACGGCUAGCCAUUGGCGGCGCUCGAGUGCAGGAAAACUCCCACUACGACAUCUCCUUCACCAUUCUUUGUCCACGCGCGCGUUAUCUUUAGUGCCAACGACGUCACCGCGAGAGCUCUACUGCAGCGCAACCUUUCACCGGCCAUCCUGCACCGCUGUCUUUACGCGUCGCACUGUCGACGCACCCCGCGCAUUCAAUCUGUCGCGCGCCCACACAGCUCAACCAAUUGAGAAUCAGGCAGCGACGUCACAAUGUCUGGCGCAGGGCCAUCUCUCUUUCCUGGGGAGGUCCCUUCAUGGUCUGUCCUGAAGUUUCCCCCAGAUGCUGCACCACCGCCCAUCACGAACCCCUACAGCGGCGAGCCGACUCUCGCAAACCCCUUCCAGAUCCCCCAGGAUAUUUUCGAGAAGGCGCUUGACCCCAAGGUUCCCUUGACUAUCGCCGCCGUCUACGCCGUUACCGUCACCUACCUCAACUGGUACAACCGCCAGCACGGUAACAAGCCGUGGAGGAUCGCCAGCCACGGCUGGUUCAAGGCAUUCGUUAUCGCCCACAAUGUCUUUCUCGCCGUCUACUCCGCAGUCACCUGCGUGGCUAUGUUUCAUGGCCUGAAAGCCUCCUUCCCUAACUGGAGGGAGCCCAAUGCCUUCGUUGGCACCGUCGACGCGCUCUGCAAGAUCCAGGGACCUCGUGGUCUCGGCGAUGCAGUUACAUACAACCCGGACGCGAACACUUGGGGAAGCAGGAAUACCAACAUUCACGUUGGCCCGAACGGUCUCCCAGACCGCACCGAUGUUGGCAGGAUGUGGAAUGAGGGUCUUGCUUUCUGGGGCUGGUGGUUCUACCUCUCCAAGUUCUACGAAGUCCUUGAUACCGUCAUCAUUCUGGUCAAGGGAAAGCGUAGCACGACUCUCCAGAAGUACCACCACGCUGGUGCUAUGCUGUCUAUGUGGGCUGGUAUGCGUUACAUGUCCCCGCCUAUCUGGAUGUUCGUCCAGAUCAACUCCGGUAUCCAUGCCAUGAUGUACACAUACUACACUCUCUCCGCUCUCGGCUACCGCGUGCCCAAUUUCGUCAAACGCACCCUCACCACGAUGCAGAUCACCCAGUUCCUCGUCGGCGCCAGCUUCGCUGCUCUCCACCUCUUCGUCUCGUACACUGUCCCGGUUUCGGUCGCACACAAGAUUGCUGAGCAGGUCACCUCUAGCGUACAGCCUUCCUCCAUCGCAUCUACUGUCUCGUCUGCCGUCUCGUCCGUGACCGAGUCCGCUACUGCAGUUCUGCCUACCGCGACUGGCCCAGCUCUUGCUUUCCUGUGGAAGCUGGUCUACCGCGCAGCUGGCGACGAGGGUCUUGCUGAGAACAUCCCCGUACCCGGGUCCUCUCUCAUUCCUGCGCACCAAUCGCACACCCCUACUGUUGUCGCUGCCCACCACGAAAAUCCCGUUCAGCGCCUGCUCCACCCUCACACCACCCACACCGUGGACAGGGUCGUCUAUCGCACUGAGUACCAGCACGCUCCCUGCAUUGACACUUCUGGCCAGGCAUUUGCCAUCUAUCUCAACUUGAUCUACCUUGCUCCUCUUACGGGUCUCUUCAUGCGCUUCUUCGUCAAGUCCUACUUCCGCCGCACAAACUCCCGGGCUAAGCAUCAGUCCAAGCACACACCCAUCUCGAAGGCCGCUGGUGACGCUAUCCACGGUGUCGAGCGUGAGAUCGAGUCGAUCAGCGAGGAGGGCAAGAACGGCAGCGCCAACAAGGGCUCCGUUCGCGGACGCAAGGGUGUUAACGGCGACGCUAAGAACCCCCGUUCAAGUCUGAGCCCUUCGAACGAAGACUUCGUUAAGAAUGUCAACCGCAAGGUCAGCGAGCGCCUGCAGAAGAUCAAUGAUGAUGCUCAGGCUACAACUGAGAAGGCAAAGGAGAUCGCAACGGAUGUCGUCAGCAAGGCCAGCGAGACCAAGGACAAGGUCCAGCAACAAGUCAAGGAGACAAACGACAAUAUCGAGGAGAAGGCACAGCAGAACAGUGACGACGUGAACGCUGAGCGGGAACAGGGCCAGAACGAUGUUGCUAGCACACCGGCCGGCACGCCGUCGAAGAAGAAGAGGAACAGGAACAAGAACAAAAACAAGCAGGCGCAAAGCGUAGAGAGCCUGAAUGAUGUCUCCGACGAUGAGCACCCCGAGCGCAAAACUGAGAAGGAGCCCGAGCCCAAGGACAUCAACAACACACUUGACAAGAGCGAGGGCAGGGGUCUGUUCUAGGCAUACUACCUCAUGCCCUGAGGCUAGGGCAAAUUCAACAUGACAGUAUGAAAAGCAAUGAGGAUUCCGCUUCGAGAAGUGUGUUAGUGGGCCUUAUACCAUUUCCUUUCUUCGAGUAGACCAAUAUGCAUGGUGAAGGCGCUGCAUAGAGGUUUGUCACUAAGGAUCUCAUCAGAAUUGUAUAUAAAAGUCGACCAAGGUGGAUGAACAAGUCAGCGUUUGG